GGCAUGUCACGUCACAUUGCUGUCAGUAUUCCAGGCCCGUCCAUCUUUUUAUUUUCUGUACAGUCACCUUUUAUCCCCGAAAAAAACAAUAUUUUCCCUUCAAAAUGAUGCUUUUUAUGCUGUUGUUCAGUCGUCAGGGAAAAUUGAGGCUGCAGAAGUGGUAUGUGGCGCAUCCGGAUAAGGUGAAAAAGAAAAUUACGCGGGAAUUGAUCACAACAAUCUUGGCGAGAAAGCCCAAAAUGUGUUCGUUCUUGGAAUGGAAAGACUGCAAGAUUGUUUACAAAAGAUAUGCGAGUUUGUAUUUUUGCUGUGCGAUUGAACAGAAUGACAAUGAAUUGCUAACUCUGGAGAUUAUUCAUCGCUACGUCGAGCUGUUGGAUAAAUACUUUGGCAGUGUCUGUGAACUCGAUAUAAUUUUCAAUUUUGAGAAAGCCUACUUUAUUCUCGAUGAACUUCUCGUUGGCGGAGAAAUGCAGGAGACAUCGAAGAAGAAUGUCCUGAAGGCUAUUGCUGCCCAGGAUGUGCUCCAAGAGGACGAAGCAGUUGAUGGAGCAUUAAGAGAUAUUGGAUUGUUGUAGGGCCACAGAAAAGAAAAGAAAAGAAAAAAAACAGAGAAAUUGCAUUGAAACUGUGUUUUACAAGAGAACAAACACACAGCUGAUCACUCGUCAAAGACGCACAAAAUGUUUCUAACAAAUCGAAUCAGUCAUAAUUUUGUCACUAAAAUAAUUACCAUCUUAAUCGAUAAUCUCACGUGCAAUUUUGCUGAAGAUUAGAGAAGAAGAAAAGAAAUCCUCAAAGUUACCUUUUUUCCAUUUUUUACAUUAAUUAUUUUUUAAAAAACGAAUUUAUUAAAAAAAAAACAUUUCUUGCCAAGUUUACAGGGGUGUAACAGUUUUUAGUAGAAAACACUAGAAGAUUUAUUUUACAUUAAAUUUAUAAGAAUAUGCUUGGUGAAAAAAAGACCAGAAGUAUAUGGAAUAAAAAAUCAAAAGAAAAACCAUUGAACAGUAUUGAUUUUUUUAUUUAAAUUCUAAACAAAGGAAUACAUAUUUUGUAAAUAAAAAAAAAUAAAAGAAUAACAAUGUAAAAGGGAACGCUCAAGUGCUUUUGUUUUGUAAAGAAAAAUCUUUGGAAAUUGCGAAAUUUACUGUCCAAAUAAUUAAAAAGAUUCAGUUUGUUCUCGAUAAAAUAUAAAAGAGAUGUUUACAAACCAAAAGUAAUUGUGCGUUGCCCAUAAGAGACAGAAAUUAAUAGAUAAUGAGCCAAAGUGAGUUUAACACUAAAACUAAUAAAGUUUGUAAUAAAAUAUAGCUAACAAA
Messenger RNA from Phlebotomus papatasi, 1322 nucleotides. RefSeq names its product AP-1 complex subunit sigma-2 (gene AP-1sigma). Bases 105 to 578 code for a protein of 157 amino acids. Gene Ontology annotation, biological process: vesicle-mediated transport; intracellular protein transport. Gene Ontology annotation, molecular function: clathrin-cargo adaptor activity. The record is from RefSeq and is a predicted model, not a curated record. Lineage: Eukaryota; Metazoa; Arthropoda; Insecta; Diptera; Psychodidae. The transcript has 5 exons. Gene Ontology annotation, cellular component: membrane coat; intracellular membrane-bounded organelle; AP-1 adaptor complex.